This is a messenger RNA of Callorhinus ursinus (northern fur seal), 1737 nucleotides long. It is a transcript of the gene P3H4, whose product is annotated as prolyl 3-hydroxylase family member 4 (inactive). Gene Ontology annotation, cellular component: endoplasmic reticulum. NCBI's taxonomy places the organism in Eukaryota, Metazoa, Chordata, Mammalia, Carnivora, Otariidae. Gene Ontology annotation, molecular function: protein binding; collagen binding. The record is from RefSeq and is a predicted model, not a curated record. Gene Ontology annotation, biological process: peptidyl-lysine hydroxylation; collagen fibril organization.
GGCCAUGGGGCGGGCGGCGUGGGGGCUGCUGUGGCUGCUGCUGGGCAGCGCCGCGGCGCAGUACGAAAAGUACAGCUUCCGGGGCUUCCCGCCCGAGGACCUGAUGCCCCUGGCCGCAGCCUACGGGCACGCGCUCGAGCAGUACGAAGGGGAGAGCUGGCGCGAGAGCGCGCGGUACCUCGAGGCGGCGCUGCGGCUGCACCGGCUGCUGCGGGACAGCGAGGCCUUCUGCCACGCCAACUGCAGCGGCCCCGCGCCGCCCGCGGCCUCGCCCUCGGCGCCCGCGCUCGGUCCCGACGGCGGCCGCGGCGGCGACGAGUGGGCCCGCGAGCUGCAGCUCUUCGGCCACGUCCUGGAACGCGCCGCCUGCCUGCGGCGCUGCAAGCGGACGCUGCCCGCCUUCCAGGUGCCCUACCCGCCGCGGCAGCUGCUGCGCGACUUCCAGAGCCGCCUGCCCUACCAGUACCUGCACUACGCGCUGUUCAAGGCUAACCGGCUGGAGAAGGCGGCAGCCGCGGCCUACACCUUCCUCCAGAGGAACCCGAAGCACGAGCUAACCGCCAAGUACCUCAGCUACUACCGGGGGCUACUAGACGCCGCCGACGAGCCGCUCACAGACUUGGAGGCGCAGCCCUACGAGGCCGUGUUCCUCAGGGCCGUGAAGCUCUACAACAGCGGGGACUUCCGAAGCAGCGCGGAGGACAUGGAGCGGGCCCUGGCCCAGUACCUGGCAGUCUUUGCCCGGUGUCUGGCCAGCUGCGAGGGGGCCCACGAGCAGGUGGACUUCAAGGACUUCUACCCGGCCAUAGCAGAUCUUUUUGCAGAGUCCCUGCAGUGCAAGGUGGACUGUGAGGCCAACCUCACCCCCAACGUGGGUGGCUAUUUCGUGGAGAAGUUUGUGGCUACCAUGUACCACUACCUGCAGUUUGCCUACUACAAGUUGAACGACGUGCGCCAGGCCGCCCGCAGCGCCGCCAGCUACAUGCUCUUCGACCCCGAAGAUAGCGUCAUGCAGCAGAACCUGGUGUACUACCGCUUCCACCGGGCUCGCUGGGGCCUGGAGGAGGAGGACUUCCAGCCCCGGGAGGAGGCCAUGUUCUACCACAACCAGACCACUGAGCUUCGGGAGCUGCUGGAGUUUGCACAUCUGUACCUGCAGUCAGAUGAUGAGAUGGAGCUUGAAGAGACAGUGCCUGCCGUGGAACCCAAGGACCCGCCGUCCGACGCCGAGUUCGAGGGGGAGGGGGACUACGAGGAGGGCAUCUAUGCUGACUGGUGGCAGGAGCCGGAUGCCAAGGGUGACGAGGCAGAGGCCGAGCUGGAGCCUGAACUAGCAUGAGAGGGCCACCCUUGCACCCCUCAAGAGCUGGGGAAACCUGAGCCCAGUGAUACCGCCCUCACCAGCCUGGGCAGCAGCAAGAACUAUUUAUUAAAAAUGUACAACGGACAUAGCUGACCAGGCCCCAUCCCAUCCCACCUGUGAGCGCUGCUCCCCAGGUCUCAGGGUCUCUGGGCCACAGGACGGUGGUGCUCCAGCUGCUGAUGGCCCAUCCUCCUCCUCGGUGCUCUCCUCAGCUGGACAGUCUCCUGGAGGAGAAGGUUCCUGCUCCUCCAAGCUGGGUCUCAGCCUGGAUUUCAGAGACAGCAGAGGGGCCGCUGAUGUUAUGAAGAGCGCUCCAGAGUCCAGUGGUUCCUGGCUCACUGGCAGUGGGUGCUCAAUAAAUGUUUCUUGUUGAA